UUCGCUGCAGAUGACCAGUUUUGGGGGGGUGGAGGCUUGACUUGAGCGCUUCCACAGACCGUGCCAGAGCGCGCUGUACUAAUUGAUUUGCUGUGUAGAUGAUGCAGCUCAGCCAUGAGGUGUACGUGAAGCGCAGGACGCUUUUGGAGGCAACAAGUGAAUAAUGAAGGAGUCGGUCUGCAGGAUGACAGAGGAAACGGGUGACUGCACCUGAACGCAAAGCGAAUGCUGCAUCUGUCUCUGGCUGUGCCAGCCGCGCUGUGGGAAUGGAUACUAGCAGUUUCUUGGUUGGGAUAUGCUUUUUUCUGCUGUCGCUCAGCGGGUUUCCAUCUCCUUCACUGGCGACGGACUUCUGCCCCGAGCCCUGUGACUGUCAGCAUGCGCAGCACCUCAUGUGCACCAACCGCGGGUUGCGCACUAUACCCAAAUCCGCCGCGCGGGUGUCUGAUGAUACACUGGUCUUCAGCCUCGGGGGUAAUUUCAUCGCCAACAUCUCUGUCUUCGAUUUCACACGGUACAUUAAUCUUGUAAGGCUCAAUUUACAGUACAAUCAAAUUGCAAAUAUUCACCCAAAAGCUUUUGAGAAACUUUCCAAGCUGGAGGAGCUGUAUUUGGGACAUAAUCUUUUAACAGCUGUACCUGCUGGCACUUUGCAGCCACUAAAGAAAUUAACUAUUCUUUAUGGAAAUAACAACGCCAUUAAGAAAAUCACACCAGAGCUCUUUUCCAACUUGGAUAGUCUUGUUAAAUUGCGCCUAGAUGGCAAUGCAAUUGAAGUUUUGCAGGACUCUGUUUUUAAAAGUUUGACAAGUCUACAUUAUCUCCAUCUGGAAUACAACAAAGUGCAGCACAUACAUAGAAAUGCCUUCUCCAAACUGACUAGCCUGCGCUUUUUAAAUCUGGCCCACAACAAACAGGGAGCCGUGCGCAGUGCCCUCACUUUUUCUCAACUCAGAGCUCUGACAACUUUGCUAUUGUCUGACAAUGAAAUCCAAUACAUUGAAAACCAUGUCUUCCAAAACCUGAAAAAGCUCUCCAAGCUCUCCCUUAGCAACAACAGAAUCUCUCGUUUGGGGAGUGACACUUUGAAGGGACUGUCAAGCCUCAGAGAACUUCUAGUCGAUGGCAAUGAGUUGGUAGAAAUCCGCGCUGGUCUUCUUGACCCUCUGGAGCAUGUGGAAGAGCUGGACUUCAGCCGAAACCGAAUCUCCAAUGUGGACUCUUUGGCCUUUUCCAGACUUAAAUACCUGAAGGUGCUUAAGCUUAAGAACAACUUUCUCACCAGCCUGUCAGGUGACAUUUUUGCCCUCAACAAUGUGCUUUAUGACCUGGAUCUCCAAGGCAACAACUGGACAUGUGAUUGCCGUCUGGAGGAACUGAAGAGAUGGAUGACUGCUGCACAUUCUCAGGGAAAACUGUUGACGGUAUUUGUACAGUGUCAUUACCCGGCAAGUCUUAGGGGGAAAUAUCUGGACUAUGUGAAUAGCUCCCAGCUGCAACCCCUCGGGAACUGGAGCCAUUUUUGUAAGAACGGAGCCGGGCCUGAAGAGAGCCGUUCAGGGGGUGUAGUAGUCAAGGUGGAGGCGGUCAGAGGUGUGCUAAAUGCAAAAGAUGGAGGGAGGAGAGGUGAAAACACUCUGGAAACGGGUGAGAGAAACAAAUCAGAAGUGGAAGAAAGGGAAAACUUGAGACGAGAAAGGAUGAAUGAGACAAUGAUGAGGAGAGAAGAAGAAAAAAGGAAAAGAGAGGGACAGGAAGAAGUGGGCGUCCAGGGAGACCAGGGGGGUCCAGAGGUUGUAGAAUCCUCUAUCCUAAAAGGAAAGAAACCAAAGAGGGAGUCACGACCUGCUGCAGAGGCAGCUGGGAGACGUGCCAAAGGGAGACGCAGGUCGAAUGUUAUUUCCAAAGCUGAUUCAUCAACCACUUCCACAUCGAGUCAUAUGAUAGACAUCAGACACAGUACCAGUUCUCCUGCCCAGGCAGGAGGAAAAUUUGAUCUUCUGAGAUCAGAUCGGGAUGAGGCUCUACCUGUAAUCACAGAUCCAUGCUUGUUUAACCGCCAUUUCAUCACUAAUGUGUCAGUGGAUCAAGUUACAUCCAGUACUGUCACUGUAUAUUGGACCACAAGGGAUCAUCAUCCCUACACACCAAGACCAAAACCAGGCCUAGACGAAGUCCACUAUCGGGUUCUGUUUGACAGAUUUGGAACCCCCGAUCGUUUCCCUCGCUACGUUUAUGCCCGUGGAGCAGCUCGGUCUGUAACCCUUCGAGAACUCAGCUCAGGAGUCACCUACAUGGUCUGCGUGGAAGGAGUGGUUGGUGGAUCCGUGUGUCAAGUUGCACCCCGUGACCACUGUGCAGGACUGGUCACCCUUCCUGAUGGGCUGAGCCAUGGAGUUUUGUUGACCUCUGACCUCCAGCUGGUAACCAUAGCAACCCUGGCAGGGAACGCCAUUCUGCUGCUUGUCAUUGGUGGAAUCUGGCUGGGACGGAGCCUGAAGAAGAGGUUGCAGAGGAGGAAGUCGGCCGUCCACGUGCGUCACAUGUACUCCACCAGGAGACCAUUUCGCCCCACCAUGGCGACUGCCUCGGUGUCCACAGACUUCACCAGCUACCAGAGCAGUCGACCAACACGACUUACGCCACUAGAAGAAGGAGACCUCAUUGAGUUUCCCUGCGAUCGCUUUUUGGACACCUGCAGUGUUCGCAGAGAUAGUGACCUGUAGAAAGCUCUCAACUAACUCAGACCUAAAAAUAUUGACACUGUACAGCAUAGAAACAUGUACACUUGCUUAUGGUUUCAGUCUUUGCUCUUCUCAGCAGACACGCUGCAGCAUCACACUAUAAACAUUGAGUUUCUUCACAGCUGAAAACAAACUCAUUUAACUGUCUGCAGAACAGUUAAACUCAUGUGGUUCUAUCCAGACUUAAGAGGAAAUCCAGUUGCUCUGACUUCCCCUUCCUGCUUUGUGCCUUUCCUCUUUCAUUUCCUUGCACCUGCAAGUGCCUCUAAAUGCUGUGAGCUCAAGUGUGCACAUAUGAAUGUUGUACCACUGAUUUCAACGAUGGUGCUAAUACUGAAUUCACAGACAUUAUAUUGUCUCAUUUUUGUACAAAAUGUAACAAUGGCUGCUGGAUGGCAGAUAAAAAACAAUUGUGUAUUUGUUUUAUUUUUUUUUUGGUACCACAACUAUUACUUUUUACACUUUUAUAUGGAGUUUUGUAUAAUUUUGUAUUACACAAAAAAGUAAAAUUCCCAAGAAUGUGACUAAUUUUCAUUUCAGUGUUUGUUGAUCAUUUAAUUGUGGAAGAGAUGUUGCUGUUUCUAUGGCUGCUGAGUUAAAAGUAUGUUUCCAGGGAU
This is a messenger RNA of Melanotaenia boesemani (Boeseman's rainbowfish), 3361 nucleotides long. It is a transcript of the gene tril, whose product is annotated as TLR4 interactor with leucine-rich repeats. Gene Ontology annotation, biological process: modulation of chemical synaptic transmission; synaptic membrane adhesion; regulation of axonogenesis. Gene Ontology annotation, molecular function: cell-cell adhesion mediator activity. The coding region runs from base 267 to 2726 and encodes 819 amino acids. The transcript has a single exon. Lineage: Eukaryota; Metazoa; Chordata; Actinopteri; Atheriniformes; Melanotaeniidae. The record is from RefSeq and is a predicted model, not a curated record. Gene Ontology annotation, cellular component: plasma membrane; glutamatergic synapse; postsynaptic density membrane.